AUGUCUGCCGAUCUGAAGCCCCUCCGCAUCGUCAUGGCCUGCGACGAGGCCGGUGUCCCCUACAAGGACGCCAUCAAAGCCCAGCUGGAGAAGAACCCGCUGGUCGAGUCCGUCACGGACGUCGGCGUCAACUCCACGUCUGACAAGACCGCCUACCCUCACCCCGCCGUGGAGGGUGCCAAGCUCAUCAAGGAGGGCAAGGCGGAUCGCGGUCUUUUCAUCUGCGGCACCGGACUGGGCGUCGCCAUCGCCGCCAACAAGGUGCCUGGUAUCCGUGCCGUCACAGCCCACGAUCCUUUCUCCGUCGAGCGCUCCAUCCUCUCCAACGAUGCGCAGGUCCUCUGCAUGGGUCAGCGGGUGAUUGGCGUGGAGCUGGCUAAGAAGCUGGCCGCCGACUGGCUUAACUACCGCUUCGACCCCAAGAGCGCUUCCGCCGCGAAGGUCCAGGCCAUCACCGACUACGAGACCCAGUUCCAUGGCACCGCCUAA
Penicillium macrosclerotiorum is the source of this 489-nucleotide messenger RNA. RefSeq names its product RpiB/LacA/LacB family sugar-phosphate isomerase. The coding region runs from base 1 to 489 and encodes 162 amino acids. Gene Ontology annotation, molecular function: isomerase activity. The record is from RefSeq and is a predicted model, not a curated record. Gene Ontology annotation, biological process: carbohydrate metabolic process. Gene Ontology annotation, cellular component: intracellular anatomical structure. Lineage: Eukaryota; Fungi; Ascomycota; Eurotiomycetes; Eurotiales; Aspergillaceae. The transcript has a single exon.